AUGGCUUCGCUGCUAUCGGGCUGGAACCCCAUUGUCUCGUUUCCCAACUACAACGGCCCCUACGAGGUGGGAACCGUCGAUGUCGAAAUACCCGUAGCCGACCUCCCUUCCCCUUCAGAAGCACCGGAUGGCGCUGCGCCGACGAUAGCUUUCCGAAUCUUCUAUCCCUGUGCGAAACCAAGCUCGUCCGAGCAAGACCGCCCGGUGCGAUGGAUUCCGCAGCCUCAGAGAGCGACCAUCAGAGCGUUUGCCAACUUCAUUGGAGUCAAGUCACCCAAGCUCUCCAACCUCAUCUCGUACAUGCCACAGCAACUAUACUGGAUCACACUACCCGCGCACCGCAACGCGAGACUGUUGGAUGCGCCUACCAGUAAUGGGAGGUGGCCCGUGACCUUCUUCAGCCACGGGUUGGCCGGUAGUCGCAAUGCCUACAGCUAUGUUUGCGGGGACCUGGCGAGUCAGGGCAUGAUCGUGAUUGCGCUCGACCACCGUGAUGGCAGCAGCCCGAUCCAAUACGUGCGCGCCACCCAGAACAGCGAAGCGCACAUCGUCAACCCCGUCAAGAUUAGUCAUGAGCCGGGACCGGAAGUGUACAAGAGCAGAGACCAGCAGCUCCGGAUAAGAAUGUGGGAGAUUAGCAUGGCUUUCGAGGCGCUGAUGAAGAUUGAUGGAGGUCAAGCAAUCGAGAACCUGGACAUCAACUCCGGCACGAGGCGCAAAGAGCGAGUGGAAGUGCUAUGGCAGUUCGACAGCAUGCUGGACAUUCACCGAGCUGGGAAGGUCACCUGGGCUGGACACUCCUUUGGAGCGGCUACCACGGUGCAGCUGCUGAAGAGCAUCUACCACAAGGAGCGCCCUGCCGAUGCCGGUCGGCCUCUGAUCGUACCCAACGCGGAUGCUGCUGUGGUGUCCCAGAUCAUGCCGGAAUCUCCGACGUUGCUACUCGACAUGUGGUGUCUCCCUCUGCGCUCGCCAGACCAGACCUUCCUGUGGGACAAGCCUCUUCCUACGUACGCCGUUGGUGGACCAGCUGGCGCCAAUGUUGUCUCGGUCUUGUCAGAAGCCUUCUACAACUGGGAGGACAAUCUCAACAUCAACAAGCAUAUCGUAGCGCCGCCGACACUGUCUCGGCGACCAUCCACAGCUCCACGACUUACACGAGACCGCGGCAGACUACUUCCAAACUGGGCGCGACUGCGCGACGAGUCGCCCUCGAAGGAUUCGGGUUACGCAUCCGAAACCUCGCGCUCACCCAUGCGAUCGUUGACACGACAGCGUAGCAGGGCUAGUGGCCUUACUACCCCAUCGCAGACAACAAACUCGCAGAAGAGUCGUCUGUCGGUGCCGAGCAAGACUUCAUCAAACACAAACUCGCCUGUACGAGGCGAUGGUGCACACAUGUUCUUUGUCCAAAAGAGCCAGCACUUCAAUCAGUCGGACUUCGGCCUGCUUUUCCCCUGGAUUGCGAAGCGUGUAACCAAGGCUGAAGAGCCUCAGCGAAUCAUGCAACUCAACAACCGCGCGAUGGUGCAAACGCUGAGAGAGGCUGGCAUUGAGGUAGCCGGCUCGAAUGAUGCCGAGAUUCUGGACAAAAGCAAUGAGAUACGACGAUGGGUACAUAUACCUGUGGAAGACGAGGCCGAGGCUACCAACGCCGAAGCCAUGGCAGCGAUUACACGCAAGCUGUCCAUCAUCUCCACUACUGGACGGUCGAUUGCACCUCCACGAGACGGCAUGACGAUGGGUCAAAAGACGGAGGCCCAGCUUGAGGCGCAUUAA
Zasmidium cellare ATCC 36951 is the source of this 1779-nucleotide messenger RNA. RefSeq lists its product as uncharacterized. Gene Ontology annotation, molecular function: 1-alkyl-2-acetylglycerophosphocholine esterase activity. NCBI's taxonomy places the organism in Eukaryota, Fungi, Ascomycota, Dothideomycetes, Mycosphaerellales, Mycosphaerellaceae. The record is from RefSeq and is a predicted model, not a curated record. The transcript has a single exon. Bases 1 to 1779 code for a protein of 592 amino acids.